Messenger RNA from Phragmites australis (common reed), 1420 nucleotides. Its product is annotated as cyclin-P4-1-like. NCBI's taxonomy places the organism in Eukaryota, Viridiplantae, Streptophyta, Magnoliopsida, Poales, Poaceae. Gene Ontology annotation, molecular function: protein kinase binding. The record is from RefSeq and is a predicted model, not a curated record. Bases 223 to 873 code for a protein of 216 amino acids. Gene Ontology annotation, biological process: regulation of cyclin-dependent protein serine/threonine kinase activity. The transcript has 2 exons.
UCCUUACCACCCUUAACAAUACUCCAUUCAUACAGAGAGAGCAAAUCAUGCCACCUUGCAAAGCUCAAAUCUUUAUUUCUUUUCUUUUAUGAUGUCCUUUCCUCGCGUUUUCCCUCCCUUUAUAACCACCACCACCUCGUCUCCUCCCCCUCUCGACCCAACCCCAAGGAAGCCGCUAGCUAGCCAAGGAGAAGCCAAGAAUUCUCCCCAUCCGAUCGAUCGAUGACGACUGGGGAGAUGGUGGAGGCCGCGACGGUGCCACGGGUGGUGCCGAUCCUGUCGUCGCUGCUGCAGCGCGUGGCGGAGCGCAACGACACGGCGGCGGCGGCGGAGGGGCAGCGGCCGGUGUCGCCGUUCCAGGGGCUGACCAAGCCGGCGAUCUCGAUCGGCGGGUACCUGGAGCGGAUCUUCCGGUUCGCCAGCUGCAGCCCGUCCUGCUACGUCGUCGCGUACAUCUACCUCGACCGCUUUCUGCGCCGCCGCCGCCCCACGCUCGCCGUCGACUCCUUCAACGUCCACCGCCUCCUCAUCACCUCCGUCCUCACCGCCGUCAAGUUCGUCGACGACAUAUGCUACAACAACGCCUACUUUGCGCGGGUGGGCGGCAUCAGCCUGGCGGAGAUGAACUACCUGGAGGUGGACUUCCUCUUCGGCAUCGCCUUCGACCUCAACGUCACGCCCGCCGCCUUCGCCUCCUACUGCGCCGUGCUCCAGAGCGAGAUGGCCUACCUCGAGCCGCCCGCGCCAGCCGAAGCGCCCCGGCUGCAGCUGCAGUACUGCUGCGCCGGUCCGUCCGACCACGACGAUGCCGCUGCCGUCGCCACCGCUGUCUGCCACCAUCACAAUCAGCAGCAGCCGCAGCUCACCGUCUGAUCGAUCGAGCCAAUUUUUUUUUUUUUUUUUUGUCCCCGUGGUGUCAUUUCGGCUUCUUCUUUCCUCCUCCUCCUCUUCUUCUUGCUGUUCUUGGUACAUAGGUGUUGAUUGUUGCUAGUGAUAGUUGGUUAGGUGGAUUGGAUCAUGGAUGGGAGAGGGUUCUUGGGAUCUUGCCAUUGCUCGACAGAUCAUGGAUAAAUGGAUGGAUCAGCUUGGGAUUCGGUUUUGCCAUUGUCAUUUCAGUGGAUGCUAACUUGUGUAUGCGCAUGUUAGUCACAGCACACUGCUCGCCUCCUGUCUCUUUUUUUCCCCUUUUCCCCUUUCUGGGAAUUAUUCGCUACGUAAAUUUGGAUUAGACAUCGUGGGAUAGUGGAGGCAACUGGGGUAUUAUUGGUCAGAACAUGGCAUGUUUCUCGGUUGUCGAUCCCAAAUUGUAUGUGCGUCGUCGUUGGAACAAAAAUGUGUCCAUAACCUGAAAACUCUGAAUGCACAGAGCGGUCGAACUGCAGACCCUGUACCUGAAAGUGUCAGUGGAAGUUUCAGUCAG